Messenger RNA from Stegastes partitus (bicolor damselfish), 2265 nucleotides. Its product is annotated as toll-like receptor 5. The record is from RefSeq and is a predicted model, not a curated record. The transcript has 2 exons. Lineage: Eukaryota; Metazoa; Chordata; Actinopteri; Pomacentridae. Gene Ontology annotation, molecular function: protein binding. The coding region runs from base 118 to 2040 and encodes 640 amino acids.
CAGUUCCAGAUAAAUACGCUGCGGCAGAAUCCUCUGCAGAGUUUUACUUUGCCGAGACGAGAUCGUUAUUUUAUCACAGAACAGAAGAUUUCUUGGAUUUCUUUAAACGGUGUGAGGAUGUGGACGGUAGGCCUUCAGGUGGUGGCCCUCGGUGUUCUCCUACAGGUGUUAAGCUGUUCAUCUUGCCGCAUAAUGGGCUCAGUAGCCAACUGUGGUCUUAAGAACCUCCGCUGGGUUCCUCCUCUCCCUCCUCACAUCACCCACCUGUACCUGCAGAUGAACCACAUCAAUGAGAUCAAUGCUACGUCCCUGUCAGGCCUGGAGGAGCUGCAGGAGCUGGACCUUGGACAACAGCGUGUGCCGCUAGUGAUUAGGAAUAACGCCUUCAGCAGACAGAAACAUCUGAGGAGGCUGGUGCUUGGCUUCAACGUUGGACUUCAGCUAGAGCUGCAGGCCUUUGAGGGACUGUCCAGUUUGCAGAAUCUCCAAAUGGAUUACUGCUCGCUUACAGAGUCUAUACUGAAGGACAACUAUCUAGAGCCACUUUCAUCCUUACAAACUCUUGACCUGUUUGGUAACAAGAUAAAAAGACUCCAACCAUCACUCUUCUUUGCAAACAUGACUCAUUUGAAAGAACUGAAUCUUAUGCUGAACCAAAUUGACCAAAUUUGCGAGUCAGAUCUUGUCGGUUUCCAGGGAAAGCACUUUACAGUCCUGAACUUGAACUCCAUCAACCUUAAAGCGAUGUCUAGUGACAGCUUUGACUGGCAGAAAUGUGGGAAUCCUUUCAGAGGCAUGUCCUUUCAGACACUAGACUUGUCCAACAGCAGGCUCAGUGUGGGUCAAUUAAAGCAGCUUUUCAGAGCCAUUGAGGGGACAAAGAUCUCCCAUCUCAAACUCUCAGGGCACAUAGGCAAAGGAUUUUCAUUCAGUAAUCUCCCUGAUCCAGAUCGCAGCACAUUUGAGGGCUUGAGGAACAGUUCAGUCCGCUCAUUGGAUCUGUCUCGAAACAGGAUAUUUGCACUGGAACCCGGGGUUUUUAGUCCGCUGAAAGAAGUCACAAUCAUUGACGUUUCAAAAAACAGAGUGAAUCAGAUACACAGAAAUGCCUUUGAAGGUCUCCAGGGUCAUUUAAAACUGCUCAACUUGUCACACAACCUGCUUGGGGAAGUCUAUUCCCACACAUUUGCUUCUCUGACAAACCUGCUCGUGUUAGACUUGUCUUACAAUCACAUUGGUGCACUGGGUUAUGGCUCAUUUAGUGGACUGCCCAACCUGAAAGUAUUAUUUCUGACAGGAAACUCUGUGCAGGAUUUAGGCUUCCCUGCAUCUCUACCGAGUUUGGAUUAUCUCCUGCUGAAUGAUAAUAAGUUGACGUCCUCAUCAGUGUUCAGUGUCAGUCGGUUUGCCAGUAACGUCAUGCAUUUGAACAUUCAGGACAACAGGUUAACUGACCUGGGGGGUGUUUACACCUUUAUGACUCAGCUCAGACGCCUCCAGCAUCUCUUCCAUGGGGGAAACACAAUUAGGUGGUGCCCGCUCAGUAGUCAAGUUGGUCAAAAUGAUAUGCAAGUUCUUGAUCUUCACAGCAACUCCCUGCAGUGCAUUUGGGCUCAGGGAAAAUGCCUUAAUUUAUUUGACAAUCUUGGGCAUCUGAUCAGUCUCAGAUUGAGCUUGAACGGACUGCAGUCUCUUCCUCAAGGCAUUUUCAAGGGUCUCACCUCACUAAGGGAGAUGGAUCUCUCAUCCAACGCCCUGACGUAUCUCCAGCCUGAUGUAUUACCCAAAAGUCUGAAAUCCCUCGACCUUUCCAACAAUUUCAUAGCAUCCCCUGACCCUGCUGCCUUCCAUUCCCUCAGUCACCUUGACCUGACAAUGAACCGGUUCCACUGCAACAGUUACCUGACAAGUUUCCUGACUUGGUUGAACAAUACUAACGUAACGCUCCUGAGUCCUGCUGAGCAGCUCAGAUGUGAAUUUCCUUUUAAUUUCUACAAUGUUUCUCUGUCAGAUUAUUCUGCUCAGAUUUCGCAGCAAUGAAAGCUACUAAAAGUGAACAAAUAUGUGAGUUAUUUUAGAAUAAUACCUAAAAUACAAUGUAGAAACAACCAGUAGUGUUCUGGUGGUGUGUAUGGUUGAUUAAAGUAAUGUGGUCACAUUUUAUCCUGCAUGACCUGAAUUUGUACAAAGUGCCUGAUUAUGAUACUGAGGAAAAUCAAAUAUGUUUUAUACUUUUUCAGAAUUAAAAUCCUGUUUUGAAAUUUG